Armigeres subalbatus is the source of this 2982-nucleotide messenger RNA. It is a transcript of the gene Cog1, whose product is annotated as conserved oligomeric Golgi complex subunit 1. The transcript has 4 exons. Bases 106 to 2820 code for a protein of 904 amino acids. Gene Ontology annotation, cellular component: COG complex; Golgi apparatus. The record is from RefSeq and is a predicted model, not a curated record. Gene Ontology annotation, biological process: intra-Golgi vesicle-mediated transport. Lineage: Eukaryota; Metazoa; Arthropoda; Insecta; Diptera; Culicidae.
UUCUCAUCCCUCUUCUACACAAUGUUGAAAAUUUGAUUUGCUGGCAGGAGUAAGAUUGGUUUUUAAACUAAAAAUAGUUAUUUCUAAAGUAUUCUUGACGUUACAAUGGCCAACGUUGUAAAUCUGUUAGAUAUAAAUGUAGAUAAGCUGUUUGAACAGCAUAGUAUCAUUGAAAUUGAUCAAAUUCAUAAGAAGCUUCAGGCGGAAGUUGAGCUGAAAAGGGAGGAGCUCCGAACGAUGGUAGGGGAACGGUACCGAGAUUUGUUGAAAGCGGCCGACACUAUAGGAGAAAUGAGAACGACGGCGAGUUCCAUAAUUGAGAAUGUUGACAACAUUACUUCCGCCUGCAGGAAGCUCAAUGAUCAUCAACUGAUCGGUUUCCGAUCCGUCAGUGAUCACCCAAGAACGCAUAACAAAAACGCCAAUAGUAAGUUCCAUGGCGUCAUUGUUCAAAUCAAGCUACUGACUAGCUUACCAGAAAUGAUAUGGAGUGCUAUCGAUAAAGAAGAUUAUUUUGUGGCCACGCAACUAUUCAUUUUCUCAAGACACAUAUCAACCGGGUUGCAGUUAGAUUCUAACAACGAAACUAUGGCCAAAUUCCCAGUAGCCAAGAAACAGUGGGCAGUUUUAAGCCAAUUCUUUUUCACCAUCAAGCAAAAAUGUGCCUCUUGUCUGGAGCGGGAGGAUUUAACAGCUGAAGUGGCCACCAAAUGCUUGGCCAGCUUGGUGUUGAUGGAGAAUUGCCAACUGGACUACAUUUUGUCAUUCUUCGUACAAAUGCGGCUUAAGGCGUAUUCUGGAGUGUUAUCGGAAGGCUCGCAAUACGAAAAGGUUAAAGACAAGAUCUUGGCAAGCUUGAAAUUGUUGAUGAAUACUGUGAGCUUGAUGUAUGAAUGUUUCAUCGGUUGUAAUCAGGAACAAAGUCUUCUAAUUAAGGAGCUAAUGCUAGUUGCAGACGAAAGUGCACUACCGACUAUUCGUUUGAUUAACUCUGAGGAUCCAAAAAUUAUCCAGACAUUGCCGGACAUUAUAUCAAAAUUUAGGCCACGAAUUGCUUUGGAGCCUUUACAUGGGGAAUUGGUUCUUAAAAAUUCCCAGCUUUGGUUGCAAAACGUGGAGAAAAUCGCAACUGGUCAGUUAGGCAACUUGAUGAACCUUGUAACUGCUGUUAAAGUGCUAAAUGACAUUAAAACACUGUCACUAGAAGCCGCGUGUAAGCCUAAAAACUGGUCAGAUGUUUGCAUAAAGCUAUCGUUCUCGGAGUCAUUGGAUUUUUAUGCCCUGUUCUAUAAGCCAUUAAUCAACUCUCGUAUCAAAACUAUUAUAAAGAAGUGCUGGUUAGAAAUAAUAUCAUUAAACAGUAAAGAAAUCAUGAAUCUGGUUUCUUCUAUUCCAACUGAUAAAUCCUUGAAGGAUGUUAAAACUUUUGUUUGGACUGAAUCUUCGGAAGAUGUUCCAUUGAAUCUAAAAGCUGCGUUAGAUCGAACACAGCUUGCUUCGCAUUACCUUUUGAUGAAGUCAAAAGCCUUUCCUCCGGUUUUGGUUCAACUUGCAUCUUCGUUUGAUGAACAUAUUCAGCAUCUGACUGCUGAUGUGGGCUUGUUCCUGGAAUCAUCUUCUGCAAAUGAAGCAAGCCAGCUCAUUGAGUUCUACAGUGACUGUAGUGUAGAGAACAUCAACGAACUUGUAACAGCCAUCAGAAGCAACGACUCCAACCCAUCAUCAGAUAAACUUAUAUUCCUCGCUCGACUGCUUAUAGCGUACCAGGAAUUAUGUCCAUCUCUCAAGCGAUGCUUGACUCCAUCGUUAAUGGUACAAUCAGAAACCGCAGUUCCUUGGCAAAGUGAAAGCAAGUUGAACGAUGGGGAUCGUUGGAAAAACGUCUCUGGUUUAUUAGAAGAAGAAAGCCUUAGAUUCUGGAAACUGUGGUUGGAACAUUUUGUCGCAAAAUGGCCUCAACUGGAGAAACGGAUCGAUUAUCAAACAUUACUCACUGAAUUUCCGCUUUGGGAUACUGUUACUAUUGAAGAAAACGACGAGCAAAAUAAACCUGUGCAAUCGACUAUACAUGUACCCGCUUUACCAAGUUUUCCGCUUCAAAAGUUGUUACAUGUGAUAAUAAGUCUCCUAAAUACGCUGGUUCCGCAGACGAUUCCUAAAAUCAUUGUUGUACAAGUAGUGGAGAGAAUUAUUUCCUAUUUGCAUGACCACUAUCAAUUGCUGUUGAAAAACGAAUUCGUUCAGAAAAACCAAAACUCCGCCUUGCAAUAUUAUUUCGAUCUAAAGUUCGUCCAGCUGCUAUUUACCGGACGUGACCGAAAGCAAGUAGCCGAACCAUACAAUCAUCUGAUCAAUGGCUUCAAAUCCUACAUCGAUCCAUUUGAUUUCGACGUGUUUUACCCGCAUGUCAACGCUAAUGUGAAACGCGCUGUCCAGCGAAUGCAACAUUUCUUCGGCAUUCUGGUGACGAACGGUGACCAGCUGAGUUCGAUUCUGGGCGCUAACUCGGGCGGUGCAGCCGUGCCUCCCAUCAAGGAUAAGAACCCCAACAUUCUGGCGUUGAGCUCGAACAGUGCGAGUGAGACAUGGUUCCCACUGUUGCCCAUCGUCACAAAAGAAGCCGUCGUUGGAGCGAGUGGUGCCAACUUGACGGAAUCGGGGAAAUCGAGUGCUAAAGCGGCUGAGUUACCAAAACCAUCUACGAAAGAGGCUCCUGUUAACAAACCUUGGGAGUCAGUUUCCUCGUCAACGGUAACAGCCCAAAAUUACGCAAAGGGUGCAGCUGCAUUCUUUGGACUUGAUAAAGACUGGUUCCGAUAAGUAAUAAGGCACAUGGUAGAUGCUUUCAGUGAAUAAUACUUUUGCGUCUUUAAUUUCAUUUGUUGCUUCUAAUUAUAAAGUGACUUAUAAAUUAUACACAUGCAUAAUAUUUUACCACAGUUAAAUACAUUAAAAAAAAAACAAACUAUACUUAUAAAGUAA